This is a messenger RNA of Hippoglossus stenolepis (Pacific halibut), 2892 nucleotides long. RefSeq names its product monocarboxylate transporter 7. Bases 459 to 2282 code for a protein of 607 amino acids. Gene Ontology annotation, molecular function: monocarboxylic acid transmembrane transporter activity. NCBI's taxonomy places the organism in Eukaryota, Metazoa, Chordata, Actinopteri, Pleuronectiformes, Pleuronectidae. Gene Ontology annotation, biological process: transmembrane transport; monocarboxylic acid transport. The transcript has 8 exons. The record is from RefSeq and is a predicted model, not a curated record.
ACUUUUAUCAUCGCCCUACAGUCUUUGACACAUUGUUGACUUUUGUUGUCGGUGAUGUUCCCUGUUUGCUCCCCUGCAUGCUGUCUUUCAACUCAUCUGCCUGGUCAUCCACCCAUCUGACUAACACCUUUUGGCUGCAGUGUGCAGAAGACACUAGAUGGAAGGAAUCACAUUGUAAGUUACAAUCUACCAGUGUUGGUCCUUGAACACAUAAUGCCCUGCCACCCGGACCCCCAGAUAAUACCCUGCCACCGGGAACGUUGGGUAAUGCCCUGGCACCUGGACCCUCGGGUAAUGCCCUGCCGCCGGGAACGUUGGGUAAUGCCCUGGCACCUGGACCCUCAGAUAAUACCCUUCCACCGGGAACGUUGGGUAAUGCCCUGGCACCUGGACCCUCGGGUAAUGCCCUGCCGCCGGGAACGUUGGGUAAUGCCCUGCCACCCGGACUCACAAAACUCAUGGUACUGUGUGGCACCAAGGUGCCGCGCUUCUUGGGGCCCAACGUGUACCCAGAGGCUCCCGAUGGAGGCUGGGGAUGGAUGGUGGCUGUGGCCUUCUUCGUGGUGGAGGUUUUCACCUACGGUACCAUCAAGAGCUUCGGCAUCUUCCUCCAGGACCUGAUGGAGGAGUUCGGGGAGACCAACAGUCGAGUCUCCUGGAUUGUCUCCAUCUGCGUCUUUGUCAUGGCCUUCAACGGUCCUCUCUCCUCUGUGUUGACGAGCCGCUUAGGCUUCCAACCCGUCGUCAUGAUUGGAGGAUUGCUCAUUUCCGUGGGUACCAUUGCCACCAGCUUCACCAGCUCCAUCAACCAAAUGUACCUGACCUAUGGUUUAGUUGCAGGUCUGGGCUACUGUCUGACCUUCUUGCCCACUGUGACCAUCCUUUCCCAGUACUUCUCACGUCGACGGUCUCUGGUCACAGCUGUAGCGUCCACAGGAGAGUCCCUGUCCAUGUUUGCCCUGGCGCCAGCCUUUUCUGCACUGAGGGACCAAAUUGGCUGGCGUCACACCAUGGUAGUGAUCGGAGCGAUGCAAAGCAGCAUCAUUAUCUGCGGUGUUUUGCUUCGGCCAAUCAUUAUUCAGCCCGGAGUAUCACACAAGAAAGAGACUGACGGAGCAGCCCCAAAGGAACUGGAAGUCCUCAGCGUACAGGAGACCGCGGAGGGCACAAACCCAGAGGACUCUAUAACAAACAAGAUCUCACAUGCAACAAGUGCUUCAUACAGUCUGGACAAGAAGUUGACAGGGGGCUCCGUAAGCACCGGAGACUCCGGUGUACAUUGUUUUGAUUCUCUAUUUGGUGGAGAUAACGUCAGCGCAGAGGAGAAGACUUUACUGAACAAAGACGCAGGGUCAGACACAGAGAAGGAAAAUGUGGAGAACAGUGAAGCGGGGAUUAAAGAAGCUGAGGAGGAGAAAGACUACAGAGAUCCUGAGAAACAAAGGAUGAAAGAUGAGGAAGAUGAAUCAGGAGGAGAAAAGCCACCUCCAAAGAAUUCAAAACUUAUAGAUUUCUCCAUCCUCAGAGAGUGCAACUUCAUUCUCUACUGUCUGUUCGGGCUGUUUGCGACGCUGGGCUUCUUCGCCCCUCAGCUCUACAUCAUCGAGCUGAGCGUGAGUCGGGGCGUGGAGCGGGACCGCGCCGCCUACAUGCUCUCCACCAUGGCUGUGGCUGAAAUCUUGGGCCGAUUCGCCAUUGGGUGGAUCCUGACGCGAGAGCAGUUCAAGAAGAGGAAGCUGCUUGUUCUUUUGCUGUGUGUCAUUAUAAUGACAGCAGAUCUGGUGGGAUUUACUUUGGUCACGGAGUUCUACGGGCUGGCUGUGUGCUGUGCUUUGUACGGUUUCUUUAUGGGGACGCUAGCUUGCACCCACAUCCCCAUACUGGCUGAGGAUGAUGUCGUCGGCAUAGAGAGGAUGUCUUCGGCUGCCGGUGUCUACGUGUUCAUACAAAGCUUCGCCGGGCUCGCGGGACCCCCACUUGGAGGUGUGCUGGUGGAUGUGACUGACAACUACGGCUCGGCCUUCUACUCGUGUGCAGCCGGCAUGGCGCUGAGUUCCGUGUUCCUCGGUUUGGUAAAACCUGCUAAGAGAGGAUUCCUCUGUAGGAAGAGGACCUCAAAACAGCUUGAAGACGCAUGUGCACGUGAAGAGGAGUCAGGGGAACAGAGCGAAGAGCAUAAACGGGACAGAACUGACAGCCCUCAGGACUGCUCUGAAGCGGGGGCCAACCCUGACCACAAGGGGGCCACAGGAGACGUCCAGGAGGUUAUACAAUUUGCUUGAGCCAAUAACGGAUGAUGAGGAUAAUUAAAGGGUCAAGCCAUAUUGGAAUAAAAGGCUGUUUAAAGACUACUACUGCCAGAGUGCUGAAGUGACAUGAAUUAAAUUAGCUUCAAGUCAGUAUGAUUUUGAUACCGUCUUGUUUUAAUGGAUGAAGGUGUGAAAUAUUUCUGAAAGUCAUGGACCUGUCCUGAAUGGACCAUGACAGGUGCUUUUAGUUUUAGAUUUUCCAGAGAGAAGAUGCAGCGAUUUUAAACACUAAUAAACGAAUCACCUGCUGGUAAUCGAUACCCUGAGGAACGCCAGAAAAACUUUGAAGCGAAUGUAGCUGCAAGGAACAAUGGGUUGCACAGAAAAUGCAUAAAGCUCAGGAGUAUGUGAUUAAAAGUUUAUUUUUUUAAUCAAACUGUCACCAAGCUUACAAUGCACUGUUGUCAUUUGCUGUGUCCGACACAAACUAUUUUUGUAAUGACGAGUUCAAUCACAAUAAUGAAACAGUCGUUUGAGCCUGUGAGAUGUGUGUAGUUUUUUUAAACUUUUACCUUGAAAAUACUGUUCUUGUGUAUGUGACAUUUUCACUGCAAAAAUGUGAUAAAGAUCUGUUGCACGACAA